Poecilia latipinna (sailfin molly) is the source of this 405-nucleotide messenger RNA. RefSeq names its product toll-like receptor 13. Bases 1 to 405 code for a protein of 134 amino acids. Gene Ontology annotation, molecular function: signaling receptor activity. The record is from RefSeq and is a predicted model, not a curated record. Gene Ontology annotation, biological process: inflammatory response; toll-like receptor signaling pathway. The transcript is spliced from 3 exons. Lineage: Eukaryota; Metazoa; Chordata; Actinopteri; Cyprinodontiformes; Poeciliidae. Gene Ontology annotation, cellular component: plasma membrane.
AUGUUCUUAACUGUUCCACAUCCUGCAUUUGUUGUGUCCACAGGUAAACCCAUCAUAGAGAACAUCACCGAUGCCAUCUACGGCAGCAGGAAGACCAUCUGUGUGAUCAGCCGCAGCUACCUGCAGAGCGAAUGGUGCUCCAGAGAGAUCCAGAUGGCCAGCUUUCGCCUGUUUGAUGAGCAGAAGGAUGUUCUGAUUCUGCUGUUUCUGGAGGAGAUUCCUGCUCGUCACCUGUCUCCAUAUCACCGCAUGAGGAAGCUGGUGAAGAAGCGCACCUACCUGAGCUGGCCCCAGGCUGCACAACAUCCAGAGGUUUUCUGGCAGAACGUCCAGAGAGCUCUGCAGGCAGGGGGCGCUCUCACUGAAAACAUCGACCUGCUGCUGGACGGACCUGCAGGAUGUUGA